Nelumbo nucifera (sacred lotus) is the source of this 1525-nucleotide messenger RNA. Its product is annotated as ceramide synthase 1 LOH3-like. Lineage: Eukaryota; Viridiplantae; Streptophyta; Magnoliopsida; Proteales; Nelumbonaceae. Gene Ontology annotation, cellular component: endoplasmic reticulum; membrane. The record is from RefSeq and is a predicted model, not a curated record. Gene Ontology annotation, molecular function: sphingosine N-acyltransferase activity. Gene Ontology annotation, biological process: ceramide biosynthetic process.
UCGAGGUUUCGGGUAUGGGAUUAUCGCAUUUGUUUGAGUACUACAUUGUCACUCGAGCCAAACACUGAUCGGAAAAUUUUUAUUUUUUUAAGUAGUUAGCACGAGAGACGACCGUGUCUGUUCUUCCCCAUUUGGACUUGAUCAUCCAACAUCUCUGGACAUCUUUUUAGAUUCUUCUGUAAUUCAAAACCCAGAAUGGGUUUAUUGGAAUCAAUAAGUUCAAUUGAUUGGGAGCACGAAUCAUAUCCACAAUAUAAUGAUUUCAGAGUUCUUCCAUUUUUUGCUUUGUUUUUUCCAGCAGUUCGGUUCUUUCUCGACAGAAACGUCUUCGAGAAAUUGGCAAGACGACUCAUCCUUGGAAAGGGGAAUCAGAUAGUGGAUGCUCAGGUAGAAGAGAGGAGGAAGAAGCUCAAGAAAUUUAAGGAGUCAGCAUGGAAAUGUGUUUAUUUUCUUUCAGCAGAGAUUUUUGCUCUGGCUGUUACGUAUAAUGAGCCCUGGUUCACUAAUACCAGAUAUUUUUGGGUAGGGCCUGGAGAUCAAGUUUGGCCUGAUCAAAAGAUCAAAUUGAAAUUGAAGGGCUUGUACAUGUAUGCUGCCGGAUUUUACACAUACUCGAUAUUUGCUCUGAUUUUCUGGGAAACAAGACGUUCAGACUUUGGGGUGUCAAUGGCUCAUCAUGUUACAUCUGUUAUUCUCAUUGUGUUAUCUUAUAUACUCAGCUUUGCUCGUGUUGGUUCAGUUGUUUUAGCUCUUCAUGAUGCAAGUGAUGUGUUUUUGGAAGUUGGAAAGAUGUCCAAAUAUAGUGGCUGGGAAAGGAUUGCUAGCAUUUCUUUCAUUAUUUUUGUCUUGCAAUGGAUCAUACUUCGCCUCAUAUACUAUCCAUUCUGGAUACUUCGGAGUACAAGCUAUGAAGUUUUACUAACAUUUGACAAGGAGAAACACAAGAAAGAGGGCCCCAUCUACUAUUAUGUGUUCAAUUCUCUCCUAUUUUCUUUGCUAGUUCUUCAUAUUUAUUGGUGGAUAUUGAUGUUCCGGAUGCUUGUAAAACAAAUCCAAGCCAGAGGCCAGAUUAGUGAAGAUGUUCGAUCUGAUUCUGAAAACGAUAAUGAACAUGAUGAUUGAGACCCAAACAGGAUUGGUGGAUAGUCAAAUGUGCCUAAAAGUUCUCAUCAGAAGUCCUUUGAAGGAAGCUCAUAUCUUUGAGAAGACGUGGAAGCACAUUGGUAUCGUUAGGAACUAAGUGAUUUUUUUUUUUAUUUCUUUUCUUUGGGGGUGGGGGAAUUUUUUCAUGGUACUUAGUUUUUGUCGGCACAAUUGACUACCUAGGUAUUAGUUGUAAGGAAACUUGAAUUUGUAACACUUUGUUGUACUAGGCUUCGACAGAGAGCCCAACUUUGUGGGGGAUCUAGAUUGGUCUGGGUUUUGAUUUGCACGUAUCACUCCAUUUAAUUGUAAAUGAGGGCAUUACAGUUUAGUGUAUUUAAAAUGGUCUCAGUGGACGAUCUAGAUUGUUUAUUUAUUUAUA